Molecule: messenger RNA, 717 nt
Organism: Exophiala bonariae
Lineage: Eukaryota; Fungi; Ascomycota; Eurotiomycetes; Chaetothyriales; Herpotrichiellaceae
Product: Vacuolar protease A
Exons: 3
Coding region: 1-717 (238 amino acids)
Source: RefSeq, a predicted model, not a curated record
AUGGUAGACUUACACUCGCUGCCUAAAGCCUCCCGGCCGCAGAACGCUGUACGCAAUAAUGGACCUGACGAUCUUACGUUCGAACGCUACAAAUUGAGAGAACUGGCCGAAGGUUGGCCGUCCUAUCGUGACGCCUGUGAGUGGGAGAAUCUGAAGUCAAUCUUCCACCCUGAUGCUUAUAUCUACACAACAUGGACGGGGCGAACCCACCAUCUGGACUUCAUUGCCGCUUCACAAAAAGGAAUGGACAAUGGGGCAUUUAUCAUGCAUAGAUGCCAUGGAAUCAGCACCGACAUAAAUCCAGAGGCCACUCGAGCAGUAACUAAGAUGAAAGCGACGAUCACCCAGCGCUUCGAUCUUGAUGGGGCUGAAGCCGAUGCCGAAAGUGAUUGUCGCUUUUGUUUCUUCUGGAUCAAAGAAAAUGGUGAAUGGCGUGCCAGAUAUGUCAGGCAUUGGUACGAAAAGGAUAAAUUGAUCCCUGUGAAUCCUGCAAAAGUGCCGCAAUUAGAUGAACAACUACUGAAGACUUUCCCUACCGGUUACCGCUAUCUGGCUUACUGCCAGGAGAAGACGAUGGGGGUGAAAGUUCUGCUUGAUAUGCCGGGUCACAGGCGAGAGAAAGGUGUAGCAGGGGGCAGCAAGGCUUGUGGAGAAAAGCACGACCUGCUGUACUGGCAGUGCAAGGACUGGGUUGAGGGUAGGCCGGUUGAGAUAUAG